AUGCCCUUGGCAGCACGCACAGUCGGCCACAAGCUCUUCAUCGGUGCCCACGUCUCGGCCGCCGGAGGUGUUCCCAAUGCUGUCCAGAACGCUGUCCAUAUUGGCGCAAACGCUUUUGCUCUAUUCUUGAAGUCUCAGCGGAAAUGGGCCAAUCCUCCACUGGACGAGACUCACUCUGUCAACUUCCAUGCUCAUUGCGACAAACAUGACUUUGACCAAAAUUCACAUGUCGUUCCACACGGCUCAUACCUGGUCAAUCUAGCACACACCGAUCCAGAGCGUACCAAACAAGCCUACGACUCGUUCCUUGACGACCUCAAGCGUUGUGAGAAGCUGGGUAUCUCACUCUACAACUUCCAUCCCGGAAACAGCGUGGGUGGUGAUCGUGAUGCUGCCAUUGCCCACCUGGCUAGCAACCUCAAUCGCGCACACAAGGAAACUUCAAAGGUCAUCACGUUGCUCGAAAACAUGGCUGCGGGUGGAAACGUCAUUGGCUCGACCUUCGAAGACUUGCGCGAUGUCAUCAAUCUAAUCCACGACAAGUCUCGUGUAGGCGUCUGUCUAGACACCUGCCACGCCUUUGCGGGCGGCUACGAUCUACGCACCUCCGAGACCGUCGAGUCAACCUUCUCUGCCUUUGACAAAACAGUGGGUAUGAACUACCUACGCGCCCUGCAUCUCAACGACAGCAAAGCACCCUUCUCAAGUCAUAGAGACCUCCACGCAAACAUCGGCACCGGCUUCCUAGGUCUCCGCGGCUUCCACGCCAUCAUGAACGACUCACGUGUUAUCGGCCUCCCCAUGGUCCUCGAGACUCCCAUCGACGUCCGCGACGAGAACGGAUCCAUCUGGGCCCGUGAAAUCAAGUUGCUGGAGAGCCUUGUGGGUAUGGAUGUCGAGGGCGAUGAGUUCAAGCAGUUAGAAGAUAAGCUGCAGAAAAUGGGUAAGGUGGAACGAGAUAGGAUUGCCGAGCAAGUGGAGAAGAAAACCACAAAGGUCAAGGAUAAGGAAGACAAGGCAAAGGCUAAACAGACCAAGCUCAACUUUGGCAAAGCCGCUGCUGCUCCGGCGAAGAAAGGCAAGAAGGCGAAGAAAGAGGUUGAUGAUGAGCAGAGUGAUGCUUCAUUAUCGAGUGCACCUCCCUCGGAUAACGAGGAUUGA
Aureobasidium namibiae CBS 147.97 is the source of this 1161-nucleotide messenger RNA. RefSeq names its product AP endonuclease. Gene Ontology annotation, biological process: base-excision repair. The record is from RefSeq and is a predicted model, not a curated record. Lineage: Eukaryota; Fungi; Ascomycota; Dothideomycetes; Dothideales; Saccotheciaceae. Gene Ontology annotation, cellular component: nucleus; mitochondrion. Gene Ontology annotation, molecular function: DNA binding; zinc ion binding; DNA-(apurinic or apyrimidinic site) endonuclease activity. The transcript is spliced from 2 exons. Bases 1 to 1161 code for a protein of 386 amino acids.